Phytophthora infestans T30-4 is the source of this 1461-nucleotide messenger RNA. Its product is annotated as SpoU rRNA Methylase family. Gene Ontology annotation, molecular function: RNA binding; tRNA (guanine) methyltransferase activity. Lineage: Eukaryota; Oomycota; Peronosporomycetes; Peronosporales; Peronosporaceae. The record is from RefSeq and is a predicted model, not a curated record. The transcript has 3 exons. The coding region runs from base 1 to 1461 and encodes 486 amino acids. Gene Ontology annotation, biological process: tRNA methylation.
AUGAUGAAGAACACACAGGAAUUACGGGUGCUCCAUCUCCAAGGAUUCCAAGGCUAUUCUCCUCUCGAUGGCAACCAGACAGCAGCGGUCACGACCCACGCCAAGGACAGAUUUGUGCGGCUUGUCAUGUUGAGCUUCGUGGACGACGUCGCUGUCGACAAGAGCUCGUCCACUACUGCAUUUGCUGUGCCUCAACUGCCCAGUGUUCGCUACUACAUGGAGCUGUUCGGUAUGCGGAUGGCUGCCAAGUUCCCAACGGAGAUUUGCUCUGGCGUGUUGCUGCCCAUGCUUGGCGAUGCGAAUCUGAUGCCACAAGUGGGCGCUUCACUGUUACUUGUGUCGGCGUAUUUGGUGGACACCAAGCUGGACGACAACAGUCUUGACGUCGACUGUGGAGAACUGCUGGAGACCAUGUUGCCGUGGUUGAAUACGUCUCAUGGCUACACUCGAGUACUGGCUCAGUAUCUGCUGGCCAAGGUGCUUCCUCGCCACAUCCACUACUUGAAACAAAGCUCUAAAGACACUCCAGGUCUUCGCUUUCUGGAGGGCACGGCGCGUUAUCUGAGCAACAACAAGGAGUGCAAGCGAAUGCUACGACGUCAAGCUCGACAACUGGACGAGUUCCACCCGGACUACGAGAGUUCGUUGCUGGGGAUGCUCUCUUCUGGCUUCAUUAGCGAGUUCGGAGAGCUCUUACCUCGUGACGACGCUCUGCGCUGCAGUGAACAGCUCAAGACUGCCAUGAACGAGCUCUACGCGCAGUACCAGCUCGAGAACUUCCCUCCAACUCCUUCAGAGCAGAAGAGCAGCAUGGAGGCGGAUAGCGUAAGUGGAAUCCUCACUGUGCAGCGUAAAAUUGACACGACGGCGCUGCUGCUGGAGGACAGUGCGCUCCCUGCAGCGAUGCGUGCCGACUUUGACGCAGCACGACGUGGAGCGACGCUAAACGCCCGUCAACGACCUCGACAGCCUCUUAUCAUGUGUGCAAGCUUGGUGGACAAGGUCCCGAAUCUGGCUGGACUGGCACGGACUUGCGAGAUCUUCAACGCUCAGAAACUGGUCGUGCCGAGCCUGCGGAUGACGCAGCAGGACGUCACGUUCGUGAAUGUCAGCGCCACGGCUCACAAGUGGAUGCCACUGGAAGAAGUGCGACCUCAAGGUGACGAUUUACGACGAGCACUUGUGCGAUGGAAGCGCGAGGGCUACACGAUUGUGGCAGUGGAGCAAACGGCGUCCAGUGUGAGUCUCGCGAGCUACACGCUGCCCCGUAAGAUGGUGCUGGUGUUGGGGCGAGAGAAGGAAGGGAUCCCGGUCGAAGUGCUGCAGCUUGUCGACGUGUGUGUGGAAAUCCCCCAGUUUGGACUGGUACGCUCACUGAAUGUGCACGUGAGCGGGGCUCUGGUGCUGUGGGAGUACACGCAGCAGCAAUUAAUGUCUGGAGCGCUCGAGUCGACUCUCUAG